This is a messenger RNA of Pygocentrus nattereri (red-bellied piranha), 3371 nucleotides long. Its product is annotated as SLAM family member 9-like. Lineage: Eukaryota; Metazoa; Chordata; Actinopteri; Characiformes; Serrasalmidae. The record is from RefSeq and is a predicted model, not a curated record. The transcript has 9 exons. The coding region runs from base 962 to 2014 and encodes 350 amino acids.
GACAAGCUUUUUAUCCAGAGGAUUUCCGAUAAAAAAAAAUCCUUUUCUUUUUAUUGAGUGUCGUUUUGAGCUCUUUUGUUACCUAAGGUUUAUUAUUUGGAUGAAUAACAACCUUUUUAUUUGGAAUAAUAAUGAAAAACACAAAAUGUGAUGUAAGAUGAGACCAGCCAGUUCAUUAAUAUCAUCACAAGCAUCAUAGAAACACUGCCAGUCUGUACAAUCAAAACAUGCUUUAAGACAGGAAAUACUGUCUUCUGACCAAAUCUUUACUGUUCUCACCUUAGGCUCAAGGCGUCUGAAGGAACGUUUGUACAAGGGCAUCAGAUGCCCCAAAAGCAGGCAUUGACAAGGAUUUAUAAGCACCAGUCAAAGAACCAUAACAAAGAUCAAUCAUGGUUUUUUCGUGUAGUAGUACAACUCACAUAUUGAUCAAAACAAAAAGAGUUUUGUCCAGUUUGCAAUGGUUAAAAUCACCAAGAAUGAACUUGGGAGCAUUUGCUCGCGGGUGUAUGUACACUAUUGUGAAAAAUACCUGUUGAAAUUCACGAGGCAAAUAAUGAGGGCGGAGUGAAAUUGUCAGCAGUUCAAUAUCUGGCGUAUACAUCCUCUCCCGAACCACCACUGUGUUACAGUACCUCUGGUUAACAUAGAAGCACACACCUCCUCCACGGUGCUUGUUAGUUAUCUCAGGAGACCGGUCCAGUCGAAGUGGGCUACUAAACCCACUUAUUAACAGUUCUUCGUCCCGGUCUAAUUCACUAAGCCAUGUUUCAGUAAAGACAUGCUUCCUUCCCUUCAUGUCUGAAUUUAACCCACGCUUCCACUUCAUCCAUCUUAUUUCAGAUAGAUUGCAUGUUGGAAAGAAGGACUAUUGGCAGUGCAGGAAGCUUGCGACGGUCACCGAGACCCAUACUUCUAAGUCUACGAACUUACUUCCUUGGUUUAGAAACUUCCUCACACGAUGGCGGUGGUAGCGCGGCUGAUCUUUGUUCUCUUCAGUUUCGUCUCGAUUACAGAAUCCAGUGAUGUGUUUGGAUUGGUUGGCAGUUCUGUUUAUCUGGACAUACAACAUACUGUACCGACGUUUGAUGACUUUCUCUGGGUUUUUAAUGGAACUAAGAGUGUUCUAAAAUAUUAUACUGAAGGUAAAACAAAGAAACCAUCUACUGCUUAUGAAGGCAGAGUGGAGUUCAAUGAGGAAACCUACAGUCUGACACUGAAGAACUUACAGAAGAAUGAUAGUGGACUGUAUCAAGCAAAAGCAUCUGGUACACAGAAAACAGUUGUUGCUGAGUACAGACUCUCUGUGUUGGAUCCAGUGGAGGCUCCAGUCCUAAAUCACCAGCUAAGCAACGACACCUGUAACAUCACUGUCACCUGUAGAGGUCAUGACUUCUCUAUCAACUCCAGCUGCUAUAGGAAAGCCUGUAAGGAGAAGGCAGUGACAUCACCUGGAGGCAUCACCCUUUCCCUGUCAGUCAAUGGCAGCAGGAUCAUCUGUAACCAUAGCAACCCAGUCAACCACAAGAACAAAGUUUUGGAGAUGACAGAACUUAAACAACACUGUGCUGAUGAAGGAGGACACAAGCCGUCCAACACUAUGCUAUGGCUGGGGAUUGCAGUGGGAUCCAUUCUAUUUGUCAUCAUCAUCAUCAUUACUCUUUUACAUUGUCACCGGAAAAGAUCAACAGGUCCCACACAGUGUGAGAACACAGUCUAUGCAGAAGUCGAGAACAAUGGUGCAACAACACCAACUAUGGCGCUGGAGAGCCCUUCUACUGUGUACAGUUUUGUAGGGAAGAAACCUGCAAGUACAGGACAGUCCAAUCAGACUCCAGUUCCUGAAAAUGAGCAGUCAAUCUCAGCGGAUAUCACUGUUCCUAACACCUAUGAAUCAGUUCCAGAUCAGAUUCAAUUUUCGAAGCCUGAAACCAUUUAUGCUGUAGUUUCAAAACCCAACAAAGCUGUGAAUCAAGCCAAAUUGGAUGAAGCCGCAUCAGGUGUGAGAAAAUAAAGCCACUCUUGAUUUACACAGUUGACUAAGAAGAUUCCGAGUGAUUUCACAGCCUUCUUGUGGGAGUUCACAAAACUGGUAGUGACAAUAUUUUCAGUUUUAAGUUCAGUAAGAAGUCUUUGAUAAUGUAAAUUUCUGCUGGGGUGCUUACAUGGUUUGCAUUAUUAUGUUGGUGCAACGCUAGCUAUAUAUAUAAAUGUGAAACUUGUAGACAUUGACAAUAUCAAUAAUGUUACGUAGUCCAUGUGCAAUGAUAUGUUAAUUUCAACUAGUAAUGGAUAAUUGCAGUUACGGUAUGCUUAAGUACUUUUAUUGUCAAUUUACUUGCACAGUGCAUCAAGCUCUUUUCUUCAUAUAUCCCAGCUUAGAAAGCUGGGGGCAGAGUACAGGGUCAACCAUGAUAUGGUGCCACUGGAGCAGACAGGGUUAAGUUUCUUGCUCAUUGGCCCAAGAAUGUCAACUUAGCAGCACCAUAGUUGUGUAGGGACAGAACUUGUGGCUGGAUGCCACUCUAGCAGUUGACCAAUCAGAACAGAGUGAAGAAGGUAACCAAUCAGAGCACACUGGGCUUUUUUUGGAGCGGGUCUUUAAUGACACAGGAGCUCUAAUAGAGCGUUUCAGACAGAGGGUGAAUGUAGAUGUACAGUAUGAGAAAAUGAAUGUGUUUUUAGGACAUUAAAGCAUGUAAAUCUAUUCUAGUAGAUCACUGCAUUGAAGUCCCUGUAGUUACUGAAGAAUAAGGCUUGGUGUGUAAUAAGCCUGUGAUUUUAAGGGGUUAAAAAUCCCAGGCUUAUUACAUAUCUAUUAGCUACUGCUGACCAGGCCUGCCUACUCUCAUGUCAUGUCACUUAACUGUAGAGUUCCAUCGAGCUUAUCUUAUAUUGCCCUAGGUAAACAAAUAACAGAUGGUAGUCUGAUCAACAAUCCCUAUUCUUAUGCAAAUAUUUCACAGUCAAAUUAUGUUUUGUGGAUUUAUAGAGUGAAAGGAAGUUAGCACAUCCUCUGCAAAGAACACACUUCUCCACAUUUUAAUUUAGACGUACGGCUUAUUCACUGAAUUUACUGGGAAAAAAAUGAAUAUAUAAUUUAAAAUGCGCCAUGUUUUUCGCUGGUUAGUUACAUUCAGCAAGCAGUUAAACAGUAACUGGGCAUUAAAAUGAGCCAAAGUGUGUUCUCAGUAGAGGAUGUGUUAACUUACCUUUCCCCACCAUCCCCACUUAUUUAUUACAUUUUUUUUGCAUCCAAUGUAUAUAGAUGUAAAUAGAUUUGUUGGGUUUCACUAUAUGUUUACAGGUUGAAGUACUGUAUUCAUAUGUAAAUAUGUAUCUCGGCUUAAUUAAAAGUGUGUCUUACCGUG